Molecule: messenger RNA, 1496 nt
Organism: Falco peregrinus (peregrine falcon)
Lineage: Eukaryota; Metazoa; Chordata; Aves; Falconiformes; Falconidae
Gene: HPX
Product: hemopexin
Source: RefSeq, a predicted model, not a curated record
CUGCUCUAUAUAGGUCCAGGGACCGCAGCAGCCCCAGGCACACCAUGAGGGUCUCCACUGCCGCCCUCUGCCUGGCCUGGGCCCUGGCCCUGGCAUGCGCCCACCCUUUGCCCCACGGCAAAUCAGAGGCAGCUGGAGGAGGGCACCCCCAUGAGGCUGAGCCCCCCAACAAUGACACUGACCUGGCCCAGCUCUGCGUGGAUGAGGGCAGCUUCGACGCCGCCACACUCAAUGAGAAUGGCACCAUGCUCUUCUUCAGAGGCGAGGGAGUCUGGGAGAUCUCUCGGGGGGCGCCCCGGCCCCACAUCCGACCCCUGGCUGCAUCCUGGCCUGAGCUGGGGGGCCCCGUGGAUGCGGCGCUGCGCCUGCACCGCCGGCAGCACCCCCAGGAGCACCAGAACCUCUACCUCUUCCAGGGCGAGCAGGUCUGGGCCUACGCUGGGGGGCAGCUGCGUCCUGGCUUCCCCCGGCGUGUGGCAGAUGAAUUCCCGGGGGUCCCCGGGGGGCUGGACGCCGCCGUCGAGUGCCACCCUGAGGAGUGCGGGGGCGAGAGCAUCCUCUUCUUCAAGGGGGACACGGUGUACGCCUUUGACCUGGAGCUGCGGGUGACGAAGCCACGCACAUGGCCGGGGCUGGGCCCCUGCACUGCUGCCCUGCGCUGGCUGGAGCGGUACUACUGCCUGCGCGGGACCCGCUUCCAGCGCUUCGACCCCCGCACAGGCGAAGUGCCCCCAGGAUACCCCCGCGACCUCCGCGACUACUUCAUACCCUGCCCAGGGCGAGGGCACGGGAAUGCCUCGUGGGGGGACGCCGGCCAUGGCUGCAGCAAGAUGCCCUUCCAGGCCCUCCUCUCCGAUGACACCGGCCGCAUCUAUGCCUUCCGCGGGGGUCUGUCAUUCCGCCUGGACUCGUGGCAGGAUGGGCACCAUGCCUGGCCCCUGGGACAGACGUGGCCAGGGCUGGAGGGGGAGGUGGAUGCUGCCUUCGCCUGGGAUGGACGCACCUACCUGAUACAGGGCUCCCAGGUCUCCAUCUUCCUUUCGGAGCAGGGCCACCGGCGGGUGCUGGGGUACCCACGGGCGCUGCAGGAGGAGCUGGGGGUCCCCAGUGCCGACGCUGCCUUCACCUGCCCCGGCUCUGCGCACCUCUACCUCAUCACAGGGGACCACAUUCGGCUGGUGGACCUGACGCAGACACCACGGCACGUGGGCGAACCGACACCACUGCCCCACGACCACGUGGAUGGUGCCAUGUGCACCAACGAUGGUAUCUUCCUCUUCGAUGGCACUGGCUACUACUGGUACCCCAGCGUGGCCCAGCUGCUAGGGGCACAACAGCCUGCCCCCCUCCGGAGCAUCACCACCGACUUCUUCCGCUGCCCACAGUGACUGGGGCCGGUGCCACCGCCCAGGCCCCUGCAGCACUGCUGGCACCGGGACUCUGCGGGCCCCAGCCAGCCUGUGCCUGGGACACAAUAAAAGCCAGGGAGACCCUGA